AUGAACAUGUGGUGUUGUAAGCUAGUUUGUCUCAUAGAAAAUUUGACUGACUCUAUUAUUUCCUUGACUUCUAUAAAUAAUGAUAUAAACAUCACAAACACAAACCAUUACACUUCUUCGGAUCAUCAAUUCCACAUUACCCUUUACACCUUUUCUCAAUACUAUUUCAUUUUGCUGUUCUUCAAGAUGAGUGAAGAGAACGGUGAAGAAGUUCCAAAAACCCGUCCAACUCCUCGUUUGAAUGAAAGGAUUCUUUCAUCUUUGUCAAAGAGAUCCGUUGCUGCACACCCUUGGCAUGAUCUUGAAAUUGGACCUGGAGCACCACAUAUUUUCAAUUGUGUUGUAGAGAUCACUAAGGGAAGUAAGGUCAAAUAUGAACUUGACAAAAAGACUGGAUUAAUUAAGGUUGAUCGGAUUCUGUAUUCGUCCGUUGUUUAUCCUCAUAACUACGGUUUUAUCCCACGAACUCUAUGCGAAGACAACGAUCCACUCGAUGUCUUGGUUCUCAUGCAGGAGCCUGUUAUUCCUGGUUGUUUCCUGCGAGCUAGGGCCAUCGGACUAAUGCCAAUGAUUGAUCAGGGAGAGAAGGACGACAAAAUCAUUGCGGUAUGCGCUGAUGAUCCUGAGUAUAAGCACUAUACUGACUACAAAGAACUUCAACCUCAUCGCCUGAUGGAGAUUCGUCGCUUCUUCGAAGACUAUAAGAAGAAUGAGAAUAAGGAGGUUGCAGUUAAUGAGUUUUUGCCACCAUCCACUGCUGUUGAAGCCAUCCAACACUCAAUGGAUCUCUAUGCUGAGUAUAUUAUGCAUACAUUGAGGAGAUAG
Messenger RNA from Vicia faba (fava bean), 825 nucleotides. Lineage: Eukaryota; Viridiplantae; Streptophyta; Magnoliopsida; Fabales; Fabaceae. The record is from the annotation of a GenBank genome assembly.